AUGAGCACCAUUGAUAUUAGCACAUCUUCUUCCAGCAUAGAAUUGCAGGAAAAUGAAAAUAUCAUUGAUAAAAGCAAAGCCACGCAUACAAAUAGUUCUGAUACAGAUGAAAAGCACUCAAAAAAUAGUUCAGAGCUAGAGCAAAGCAGUGAGCUUUGUACCAAAACAGAAAUCCAUCAAAAUGAAGUCAAUUCUUCUUUAAAUCGACCAAAAUUGAGCAUAAACAACUCUAAUGAUUCUUGCUUACUCGAAUUAAAAGAAAUAGAUCCAAAUAUUUCCGUAGAAAAUAAAAGUGAAAAAAAGCAUCGAAAGCAUAAAACAGAUUCAAAAGAAGACAUUUUUAAAAGGGUUACUGAUGAACACUGUUUACUUGAUACUGAUCUUAACGAGCAAUCCCUAUACAAUUGUGCUAAUCUUUGUAUUUUUCCUGAUUUAUUAAAAACUGAGACUGGCUCUUUCAAUUUAAGUCAGAGCACUCUGGCUUUUUCCAAGCUGUCAAGAUAUAUUAUAGAACAAGCCUAUAUGGAUAUCCUUAUAAAGUUUCAUAUAGAUAAAGUGAAAGAAAUUAUUUUAAGCAAUUUAUCAGACUCAAUAUCAAUAAAAUCAUAUACCAUAGCAUCCAGCCAAAUUGUAAAUGGAAAAGUCAAAAUAUCAACUCAUAACGAAUGGUGGACUUAUUUCAAGUCAUUUUAUGAUUUUUUUGAGGUUUUGGUAUUAAAACUGGAAGAAGUUUCGCAAAAUUCAGAAACUUAUAGCUCCUUGGAUCAGUCCAAUUUAGGAGCAGCAGAGCUUAUCAAUUCGCAGCUUCCAAAUAAGACAAGCCAGGAUUUACUUAACGUAGUGAUCGAUACCAACAUAAUCAAAGCUUUAGUGCAAAAAUUGUGUAGCGAUAUUGAAAAAGAGAGAAGGAUUGCUUUAAUAUUUAUUAAAUUUUUAUAUAGAAAAAUGCCCAGCAUCCAAACAAUCAUUUUAAAGCAGAUUGAGUAUAUUUUGUUGAAAAUUAUACAUGAAGAUCCAGAGUUAAAUGGAACUCACUCCCCGUUAAUUUUAAAAAAUAAAUAAAUAAAAAAUAUAAAUACUUUGAAUUUUAAUUUAUUUUUAUGGGGAUUACAUAAAAAGUUUAUCGAUUUAGUGAGAAAACUGAUUAAUACAUUCUGCUAUCACUUUGUCAUAAAACUUAAUUUUAUAAAAAUUAGUAUUUUCAUCUAAAAUUUUCUUACUCCCCCCCGUAAGUGAACAAAACCUAUUGGAAAAUCGCUAUUUUUCGCCAAAAACCCACCCUCCGUGAAUGAACAAAAAAUUUUAAUAGAAAAAAAUUUUUUAUGAAAAAAAAAAUUGAUAUAUAAGUGAUAAUUAGUAUAAUGAAAUCUCGAGCUAAUUCUGUUUAAUUUUAAACAAAUUGCAUUUUAAAACAUAAAAUUUAUAAAUUAAAUUAAUAUUUGCUUUUCAAUUUUUGCAAAUUAGGAUUUUUUUUAAAAUUUCGAAAAAAAAAUUUGUUAAUAAAAUUUAUAUAAAUUUUUUAAAAAAAACGUGAGUGAACAAAAUUUUUUGGUUCACUCACGGAGGGGGGAGAGAGUUAUUGAAAAAAUAAUUUCAAUUUAAAAUUUAUUAACCAAAAAAAUGGAAAAUAUUUUGUUUCAAACAAAGGGGGAGUCAGGAGAUUCUUAAAUUUAUGUAUAAGCAGAUUUCUAGUUCUGAAUACUUUAAAACUUUUGCUUACAGUGUGCUGCUCCCUUUACAUAAAGUCCAAACAGUCAUUUUAUUCCAUAAAUUCUUAAUGAAAUGUUGUAGAAAAUAUCAAAGAAUUCAUAAGAUUAAGAUUUUGCACAGCCAGAAGCGGACCUCACGAUCCUGACUCCGGAAAGGUGUCCUUCACUGGGUGCGUAAACAUCAGAGUGCAAAUUGUUAAAGGCCCAACCAAAAUUCAACCCUCUUGAAUUUUCUGGAGAAACUCACCUAGCCUACCCUAGAUUAUAGAUACCCACAGUAAGGUAUCCCAAUAGUCUUAAUAGACGAAGACGAUGCUAGAGGCAAUACCUGUCUAGCCCUUCUCACAAGGACAGGAAAACCUUUGGGGUAGAAAAACCCUUUCCUUUCGGCAAGAAUUCCCAAAACCUGAAGACCUACUUCAAAAAGGGAGAGAUCCUCUAAUUUUCAGCUUCAUCAAUAUGAAUCCGAUCUCCUCCAUAGUAAGUAUACCUCGGAAACCCAAUUUCCUUUAACGUCCCCAUUUUAUUCUAAAGAAUUCAUAAUGAAUUUGCAAAUUCAUGAGUUGAAGCAAUAGUUAGAUACUGACCAUAUGGAAACUCAAGCAAAGAAUUGCUAUUUCUCAACGAAUUAGAUGAAGCCUUAAAAUUGGGAAAAGAAAUAAUUUCUAUAAACAUUUGAGAAUUAGCUAUUCAAAAGUUAUCGAAUGAAAUACCAAAUAUUCAUAAAAAGGUUUCCAGCCUUGCAGUCUCCAUAUUAAGUAGUGAUCUGUUAAGAUCAAUUGUUCGUAGAAACAGCCCACUUAUCGUACUUAAAUCAAUUCGAAAAGCUGAAAAUUUAAAAGGGAGUCGUAUUUGAGAUAUGCCAAUAAGCUUUUUAAGGUGCAAAGCGGUUGAGAGCUUUGCUCAAGAAUACUUAAAGGUAUAUUUUAAAGAUAUUAAAAGUUAUGUAUUAGUAAGUUCAUUAGCUCGGAUGCAUGAUGUGCCGUCAAGAGAAAAACCUGAAGCGAUAUGAGAUGUUUUACUAAAUGAAGCCAAAAAAAUCAACCCCAACUUCAAAAAUCCCAAAAUACCUUAUCAAAGCAAGCAUGUGUCUGGUUUAGCAAAUAUGAAUGAUGCUAUCCUUAGCUCCGGGAAUCUCAUUCCAGCAAUAUUUCUUUAUUAA
Blepharisma stoltei is the source of this 2871-nucleotide messenger RNA. Lineage: Eukaryota; Ciliophora; Heterotrichea; Heterotrichida; Blepharismidae. The record is from the annotation of a GenBank genome assembly.